UCCUUGUUGGACAAGUGCAAACAUUUUCUCUUAGCAUUUCCCUAGCAUUUACCUGGUCUUUCCAUACAAAGCUCUCUCUACUUUGUAUAAUUUGCCAUGGCAUCGCCCCAUACAGUUAAAGUUCUUGGGACCACUCGAGUCACUCCUGCCUCUGACUCACCAAUAUCAGCCACUGAAUUCUCUCUCCCUCUUACUUUCUUUGACACACUCUGGUUCAAGUUCCAUCCAGUAGAGCGCAUCUUUUUCUACCAACUCAACGUGUCAAACCCUGAAUAUUUCCACUCAAUUAUCCUCCCAAAACUCAAGCGCUCCCUUUCUCUCACUCUCCUCCAUUACCUCCCUCUUGCCGGUAACCUCCGAUGGCCUUCGAAUUCCCCCAAACCCAUCGUUACAUACAGUCCUAAUGAUGGAGUUUUGGUCAAAGUUGCUGAGUCUAACUCAAACUUUAGCCUUCUCUCAGGCAAUGAAAUCCAUAAAGCUCUUGAGUUACAUUCUUUGGUACCUCAACUAAUGAUGACUGACAAUAUAGCACCAAUAAUUGCUUUGCAAAUAACACUCUUUCCUUCUCAGGGUUUUUGCGUUGGGAUAACAGCUCACCAUGCAAUUCUUGAUGGUAGAAGUACAACCAUGUUUGUCAAGUCCUGGGCUUAUCUUUGCAAACAAGGUAACACUGAAAAUUCUUCUUUGCCACCAGAGCUAACCCCGUUUUAUGACAGGAGUGUUAUCAAAGAUCCAAGUGGACUUGACUUGUUGUACUUAAAACAAUGGUUAGCCUUUACUAGCUCCGAUUCGGAUCCCAAUAGGCGAAGCUUGAUAAUUGAGCAGAAUAUCAGAGAUGUUCCUGAUGAUUUGGUUCGUGCCACGUUUGAUUUAAGUCGUGAACAUAUCAAGUCACUUAGAGAAAAGGUUUUGUCUAAGUUGGAUAAAGCAAAACCACUUCAUUUGUCAAGUUUUGUUCUUACAUUUGCCUACGUAUCCACUUGUCUAAUCAAAGCAAGAGGUGGAGAAAGUGAUAGAACGGUUAAUUUUGGGUUUGCAGCAGAUGCAAGGUCACGUUUAAACCCUCCGAUCCCAGAAAAUUAUUUUGGUAACUGUGUUUUAGGCCCUUUAGCUUCAGCAAAAGCAGGAAACUUCAUGGAUGAAAAUGGUUUUGCCACUGCUGCGGAGCUGGCAAGCGAUAUGGUUAAAGAGUUGGAGAUGAAUGGGAUUCUUGAACAGGCAGAAAAGAAGCUGACACAGUUUUUUGAUGUGAUCAUGGAAACUGGAAAACAAGUGAUUAGUGUUUCCGGGUCACCUCGAUUUGGUGUUUACGGGGCAGAUUUUGGAUGGGGCAAGCCUAGAAAAGUGGUGAUUGUGUCCAUAGAUAGGGGUGGAGCUAUUUCUUUGGCUGAGAGUAGAGAUGGGAGUGCGCUAAUUGAGAUUGGUUUGGCAUUGAAUAAGCAUGAAAUGAAGACUUUUGCUUCUUUAUUUUUGGAUGGGCUAAGAGAUCUUUAAGGCAUGGAGCUAUUAUACAAUUGAUGAUGUAUUUGAUGUUCCUUUUGUCCAUAAAAAAUAAAUGAAAUAAGCACACCCAAUUAUCCCACAAUUUAUGAUGUAUUUAUGAUGUAUUUUAUGGGGUUGGUUUGAUAUUGAAUAAGAUCAAUAGACCACCAUUUAUUACUCUCAA
Molecule: messenger RNA, 1666 nt
Organism: Theobroma cacao (cacao)
Lineage: Eukaryota; Viridiplantae; Streptophyta; Magnoliopsida; Malvales; Malvaceae
Source: RefSeq, a predicted model, not a curated record